Molecule: messenger RNA, 711 nt
Organism: Penicillium lagena
Lineage: Eukaryota; Fungi; Ascomycota; Eurotiomycetes; Eurotiales; Aspergillaceae
Exons: 1
Coding region: 1-711 (236 amino acids)
Biological process (GO): methylation
Cellular component (GO): mitochondrion
Molecular function (GO): methyltransferase activity; nucleic acid binding
Source: RefSeq, a predicted model, not a curated record
AUGACCAAGUCUCUGAGCGUUCUCGAUCUCUGUACCGGAACGGGCUGCAUCGCCCUGCUGCUGCAUGCGCUUCUGGCACCGCAUAUCGAACAGUUACGGGUUAUAGGCAUCGACAUCAGUCCCACGGCGUUGCAGCUCGCACGCACGAACCUGACCCAUAAUCUUGAACGCGGCUUCUUGACGGACCGUGCAUCUGCAGACGUGCGGUUCCGUCUCGCGGAUGUGCUCGGGGAUGGUGGGCAUGGCAUCCCGACGGUCGAGGCCGUGUUACUCGACCAAGGCCUGCCUGCAUGCGACCUACUCAUCUCAAAUCCACCCUAUAUCUCCCCGUCUGAUUUUUGGGAUGGCACAACGGCGCGCAGCGUUCGGCACUUUGAGCCCAAACUGGCAUUAGUACCGCCCGCCCGUCGUGGUCAGGUCUCUGAUUCGGGUCAAUUAGAGGACAUCUUCUAUGGUCGAAUCAUCACCCUAUCCCGAAAGCUCCGAGCCCGAAUCACGGUCCUCGAGUGUGGUGAUCUGAUGCAAGCGCGUCGAGUGGCUGCGAUCUAUGAUUCGGUGACUGCAGAGGACUCGGAAAACUUCUCUGUGGAGGUGUGGCCGAUUGGUCAACCGGACCUGGAAGAAAAUGGCUUCCAUGCUCAUGGUGGCUCCCGGUGUGUGAUCAUCCAAAGAUGUGGUAAAGAUGUUUGCAGACGACCGGACUGGCUUUGA